UCUUCGGUAUAUCCAGUUGUUCUAGUCCUACCUAAACAUACUUAAAAGAUUUCCAAUAACUGAAUCCCGUAUCAAGUGUUACUUCUGUUGUUUCACUUGGCCACAAUUCCUUCCUAGUUGAGCAUUUUAACCUUGUAAUUGUAGUUUAAGAAUUUACAGUCCAUAUGAAAUGUUUUAAAUAUGUUAAACAAAAAUACCAACUUAAACUGGAAGCCAAAAGUAAAUUUAUCAGUUAUCUAAGAUUUAUAACCCGAUUUCUCCCUCUCCCAGGGGAGCUUCCCUCAAGGGAAAGAGGGAUUGAGCCCUCUCUUUAGUCUUUGGGAAAAUGGAUGAUUCUGAACAUCUUGGCACUUUUUAAAUUUUUUUUUUUUCAGCAAGUAUAAAGUUGGUCUCUUCUUGUGCGGUUGCAGCCUCCGCACUGGGGACUGGUCCUCCCUGGUUGGCAUGAGCUCCUGUUGAGCCAGAGCUGCUGGUUGGGGUGCUGGGGAUUAUAGGCUGGGGUAGGGACUCCAGAGGGUCCCAUGUGGAAGAGGGGACCAGAGAUGAGUCCUUUUGUUUCUUAUUAAGUCUCCUGGGCUUUUAGGGAGAAGAGAACCAUUGAUCCUUGUUGCCAGCACAGGAAGUAACCUAUCUCCCCUUGAGUCCCCAGUCUUUAUCAUUAAUCAACAAUUGAUAUACCCAGUCCUCCUCUGACCCAAACUUUGGUGAGAAGGUGGAUAAGGGGGGGGGGGGGGUCGUGGCCAAAUGAAACAACAAUAUUUUAUCAUCUGAGCUUUCUUUUUGUUUUUUGUCUGUGAGUUGUCCUUGGUCCUUAACAUCAGUCUGAGGGGACUAUGGAGUAUUUUGUUCCCUGAGCCCCUUGAUUUUCUAAACUGUCCUGACUGGGGGGCACAUUUAUUUUUCAUUGUGUUUGUCCCAAAGCCUGAGGCUCAAUCUCCAAUGUAUGCAGAGGUAUCUUGCUGUAGGUUAUUUUUGAUUUCACUCAAAAUCAUCUUGCCCUCACCCAAAGUUGCUGAUCUCGCCUGAGGCCAUCCUGAUCUCCCCACAAGGUUUUCCUGGGACAGGAAUAGAAUAACCCGACCACCAAAGCAAUACUCAGUCGUCCCUGUGACUUUUCUUAACUUGGUUCAUGCACAAAGUUGCCUGGUCAUUGUUCCCUCCCUUUGGUCCCUUUUUUCAUUGUCAAGAAAUCUUUAUUGGGUCCUCAGUCCAUGGACAUAGGUUCUCAUCCCAGAGGCCACUGCAACUAGGCUGUGGGAUGCAUCUCUCCUUGAUGGCACCAAUAGGCCGGGGCCCCAGGUUGGGCAUCAAAAAUUGUUGGAAAUGAGCCCCCAAACUCAAUUUGUUGAUCCAGAUGAUAAAGCACUCAGACAUCAAGAAAUCUCACCAAGGCUUUCACUUUUGCAAAAGGGUGCAAGCCCACCCCAGCAGUGAAGUAGCAGGUAUGGAGGACAAAGGAGGGUUGUCCCCUUUACCCCUAAUGCAGGAGGAGCAGCUGACCUCUUUCCCAUUGGCUGGUUUGGAGGUUCACACUCUAUCCUGAUUGGCUAACUCAGACAGCACAAGGGGAAUCUGAGGGGUUGCUGAGGAGAAGGGAGAGUAGAGCAGAGGGGAUGUGGAGACCAGAAAAUCCUUGGCCUGUGAUAAGCUGUCUUUGGUUUGUAGCUGUGUUCCUGGGAUUAGAACUGAGCAGGCAUUUUCUGCAACUUGGUGUGUUCAGGAAGGGCUAUCUGGGGUGGGCUGGAGCCCAGGAUGGAGUCACUCCUGUUUGAUAGAAAAGACAGAACUUACUGUUUCCCAUACUUUUAAAUUAACUAAAUUAAGGGUUUAGUUCUGGAUCCACCAAGCCUGUCCUAGACAGCAAGGCCCCCAGGGAUGUCUGAGUCCCUCCCCUAAUAGCUCCGGGCACACAGAGGAAACAGUCAAGACCUCAGGGAAACCAUGACCACACCCAUUGAGCCUCUGAAGAUACCCAGACUCUGACAUCAGAAAUCACUUUGUGUUAUUUGUUUUAUUGUAAUUUCUCCCCCUCCCCCAGCCUUUGUAUGUUUUGGUUUGGUUCAUUUAAAUUGGCUCAAUAAAUCGUUUUGUUUGCUAGCAGAAUUCCCAAAGGAGAACAUUCAAAUCUGCACACAGGAGAUUGCCUCCAGGCUUAGCCGUCCAAGUGCCAGGGACUUGGGAUGUUUACUCCCUCUGGACAUUGGAGCAGGCCCCGCCUGGGGUGGUCUACAGCUCACCUGUGACCCACAGAGGGGCAUGGAAUUUAGAAUUUGGAAUGGGAUGAGCAUCAGUCUUCAUAGUUAACAGAGUAGCUGUUGUGGAUGUGGGCUGCUGCCUUCUGAGGCAUUAAUUGAGCUCAGCCACUUCCGUGUUACGAAGUCGCAUCAGGCCCUCCAUGGCUCAGGUGAAUGGAAGCCCUGGCUCCACGGCCCAUCAGGGCUGCCCUGGCACGGCCACUUCAUCUGCCUCCACAGCCUCUCCAUAGGUAAGAAUUCCAGCUCUCCUCUCUCACCUCGAGGGGUGUGCUGAGCCUCACAGCUGCAGUCCCUGUCUUCCAAGAUGGACAGCAUCAGCUAGCAGCACAUGUUCUCGGGCAGCAUGGGUGACAUCAAGAGUAACCAGGAGCUCUACCAGGAGUACCUGGCCAUGGCCCCCAAGCUGCUGGCCCACAUCUCCAAGCUCCUCGCCCUCUGCCACCAUUCAGGCAUCACUGUGCCCAAGGGCAUCAGAAACAUCUUCGAGUUCACCUGGGCGGAGCUCAUCGCCAACCCUAUGGUGCCCACUGGGUCCAACAUCCCAGGCUUGGAGGUCAACUUCGGAGUGCCCCUGCUGGUGCAGGUGGAGUCCACCCCAGCGCAGGCCCAAAGGAAGCUGCCCCAGACCCCAACACCACAGCCACCGGCGCCCACCGGCGCCAGGGCAGCCCGGAGCUCGGUUGUACCUGCCCACCAGGCGCCAGCCAGGCAGGAGACACUGCACAGGUUCCAGCAGCAGUCGGUGCACCUGGUGACGGAGCUGUUUGCCCUGAAGAUGAGGGUCAUGGUGGAGGCCGCAUCUGGUGCUAACCCCAUGGACAUCAGCCGGCGCUUCAUGGAGGUCAGCCAGCUCCUGCACCUCAGGGCCAAGACGGUGGCCCUUGACUGUCUGAUGGGCACUGCGGGGAGGAGCAGCUACUUUGUGGAGGACACGGGGAAAGAGUCCUCCAUUGACAUCUCAGCCAUUGGCGUGAACUCACCUUACCAGCUGAUCUACCAGUCUUCCACAGCUUGCCUGAGCUUCUCCCUGUCCACAGGAAAGGAAGUCAAGAAGAAACCAGGUAAAUCAAAGAUGCUGGAAGACAUGUUCAGCAGGUCGCCUUCCCUCCGAGCAGUGGGCCCCUCUUCCGACAAUGCCACAGAGUUCACUGACCCGUGCCCUGAGGCCCGGGAGAAGCUGCGGGAGAUGUGUCGCCACAUAGAAGCCGAGAAGGCCCUGUGGAAAGGGAGGAAUGUCUUCUACCCCAUGAUCCUGCGCAACUACAAAGCAACCCCCUCUCAGCCAGUGUCAGCAGCCAGGGGGGACUCACAGGGCCUGAGUGCCCACGCAAGUGCCCACACGGCAGGGGCACUGACAUCCACACCCAGCCCUCACUAGCUCUCCAUCCAGCCGAGCCGGCACUCACAGGACUGGAAGGCCCCCAGGAAGCCCACCAAGCUGCACUACACCUUCUACGAUGGCUCCUCCUUCGUCUACUUGACUACUGCUGCCAGCUAUCCCUCUGGAAACAUUGCUGUAUGUCAGAUCCCCACAUGCUGCAGAGGGAGAGCCAUCACUUGCCUGUUUAACGACACACCUAACUACUCCUUCCUGGCCCUGUUCAAUGCUGAAGGCCAGGGCUGUGUUCACUACAACCUAAAGACAUACUGCCCCUACGUCUUGGUCUUGGAUGAGGAAGGUGGGACCACCAACGACCACAAGGGCUUUGUGGUUCACAAGUGGAGCUGGACAUCUAAGACGGAGACUCUACUCUCCUACAAGCGUGGUUUCUCCACCCAAAAAGUAAAUGAACAGCUGAAGCUCAAGGUGCUGGGACAGGACUCCAUUGUGGUCACCUUCACAUCCUUGAAUGAGACAGUGACGCUCACUGUGUCAGCCAGAAAUUGUCCCCAUGGGAUGGCACACGAAAAGCGGGUGGCCCACAGAAUCAGCACUGAUGACAAGGUGUCCAAGAUGAGCCGCACCCUGGCUGAGAUCAAGAAGCGGUUCCAGAAGACAGCGUCUCAGUUCAUGAACUCCGUGCUGCUGGCAGCAGGUCUCUUCACUAUAGAGUAUCCCACUGUGCGGGAGGAGGCUGAAUUUGCCCAGGCCAGGCUGAGACCUGGCACCACAGCUGAGCGCACCCCAAAGCUGAGCUUGCACCCCAGGGAACCCCUUCCCCACUUCCAGUCGGGCCAACCGGGCUCUGUGAUGGAGGACUCUGUCCCUGAGCAGGCUGUGUCUGUGCCCACCAGCCCCAUCCAGAAGAAGACGCUCAGAGUCCAUGCCAAAGCCACAGCCACCUCCAGGGGGAAGACCCCUGAGGCACACAGCCCCCUGCAGUGGGUGGCUGCACCCUCUGAAUGUCCGCUGGUGCUGCGCAAACUGCUGCGCAGGGAGGACCUGUGCCCGGGCUGCAGGUGCGUGGUGAAGGUGCCACUGGUGUCCGAUCUGGAGUUGGAGUACUUCCUGUCGACACCCCGCAACCCCAGCCAGGUGCUGGUGUUCGGGAUCUUCUCAAGCCAGACCCCAAUGGGUACCACACAGCUGCAGUGGCUGCUGGACAUGCUCUACAGGCACGGGCAGCAGGGCCACGGCUCACUCUGCAUCCAGUGCCAGCACGACCCAUACCGCCUGCUGCAGUAUGACCUGGACAGCCCCCUGCAGCGCCACCCACCCCUGCUGGUGACCAAGUUCACUGUGGCGCUGGGGAUGGUCCUGAUGUUCGCUAGGGGGAAGCUGCUCUUGGGAGGCUGUGUUUUGAAUGGGUACGGCCUCAGCAAGCAGAAUCUGCUGAAACAGAUCUUGCAGGCAAGACAGGAUUGCAAAAUGGGCUACUUCCUGCCAGACAACUACAAAUUCAGGGUCCAAGCCCCCACCCUAACCCUGGAGGAUUCUUAUACUACCAAGGCAGCAGUAUCCAGAGACCUGGAAGGCAGCUUCUCGAUGGCCCUGGGGGUCAGGGUGCAGAAGGAUAGCUCUCCCCAGGCUGAGAAGAAGUUGCAGGAGCCCGAAAUGGACCUGAAUCUCAGCAGAGACAGGUGGGGCAGCAAGAAAUUGGCCACCUUGAAGAAAGGGGCCAUGAAGAAAUGAUGCCAGCUGAUGCCUGCCACCCUGGCCUGCCAUCCCCAGGGUCCCCCGGAAUAAAUGAGCUGCCUUCAGCACCUGGCUGAGGCCUGAAGCACUGCACCCCAUGGUGCUGUUGUGGGCGAGUCCUUGGAAACUGUUCCCCAACCCAGGACUCCUGGGUGGCCAGUUGUGAUGGGGCCAGGGAUUCUUUACUCAAGGAA
Molecule: messenger RNA, 5525 nt
Organism: Heterocephalus glaber (naked mole-rat)
Lineage: Eukaryota; Metazoa; Chordata; Mammalia; Rodentia; Bathyergidae
Source: RefSeq, a predicted model, not a curated record